Molecule: messenger RNA, 1106 nt
Organism: Nasonia vitripennis (jewel wasp)
Lineage: Eukaryota; Metazoa; Arthropoda; Insecta; Hymenoptera; Pteromalidae
Product: mitochondrial inner membrane protease ATP23 homolog
Exons: 5
Coding region: 252-1007 (251 amino acids)
Biological process (GO): mitochondrial protein processing; mitochondrial proton-transporting ATP synthase complex assembly
Cellular component (GO): extrinsic component of mitochondrial inner membrane
Molecular function (GO): metalloendopeptidase activity
Source: RefSeq, a predicted model, not a curated record
UUUGCUGCAUGUGAUUCCAACCUAACCUAAGUUACUUUCUUAUCUGAGCUAAGUUCGGUCAUUUUAUGGCGUUUGUAAUCUUGUUAAAUUAUUAACUGAAUUUUAGAUAUAAAAGAACUUCCGUAAAAGAAUAGGUUGAAAAUUUUCAAUAAAAUGUUUGUAUAAACUAUUUCUGUUAUAAUAUUUAGUUAUCCUUAUUAAAACACUGUUUAUAGUAAUUUAAUCAUUUACAUACUUAGUUGUUAUAAAACAUGAAUAAUGAUAAUAAAAACGAUUCUGAGAGUAACCCUGUAAAAACUGGAGUUGACUGGGAAUAUAGCGAUUUGUAUCCUGAAAGAAGAGGAAACAAACAUGAAAAGUCCUGGUUUAGAACAAUGCUUGGUCUUGAUGGCAAAGAAGAUUUAGAUAAAAUAAAAUGUGAAAGAAAUGUAUAUUGGUGUCUAAGAAAUAGUCCAUUGGUUAAAAUAAUGUUGGGAGCUUUGAAAUCCUCUGGUUGUGAAUUUGACUUUCGGAGACAUAUAUCAUGUGAAGUAUGUGAUAGUAAAGUUAGUGGUGGAUAUGAUCCAGUACUUAAUCAGGUAGUUAUAUGCCAAAAUGUUGCUAAAAGAAAAGGCUACGUACAAUCAGUUUUAACACACGAAUUGAUUCACAUGUUUGAUUACUGCAAGAAUGAUUUGGAUUUUAAAAAUAUAUAUCAUUUAGCUUGUACUGAAGUACGAGCAGCUAAUCUUGCACACUGUAGCUUUUUGAGUGCAUGGACUUAUGGAACCGCUUCCCCAAGAAAUAUAAAGGAACGUCACAAGGAAUGUGUACGACAAAAGGCUCUUACAUCAGUAUUAGCCUUAAAAAAUGUAACUAAAGAUGAAGCUUUAGAAGCUAUUAACAAAGUAUUUCCAAAAUGUUAUGAUGAUUUAGAACCUAUUGGAAGGCGCUGUCGAAGAAACUCCCCAGAAUUUAAUUUGGCAUUAACUGAAGCACCUCUUUAUGGUUAUGAAUAUAGAAUAUGAAUUAUAAAUGUCAAUACUGUACAUAUAUCUGUAUAUUUUAAUAAGAUAAAAUAGUAGAUAAAAGUGGUGUAAAAAAAUUGAAAUAAAAUAUUAACUAAA